AAGGUAGGGCACUGAUAAGGGGUUGACAGGUAUGGAGAUGGGUUCGAAUGUUUCCGCUCUGUGCCGUUGAAGAUCACUCGAGAUUCUCGGCUUCACCAGAGGGAAAUUACACUCGCAAUAUGUUGCCACCAUUUCAACCACGGCAGUUCAAAAUGCUGCCUCUUCAUACUCCCUUAUCAGAAUGGACGGAGAGCUGUAUGGUCUACGUGGACCACUACACGUGUCUGCCAAAGGAGCACAGACCUGGGCAGUCGUGAUUCUCUAUACGGGUCUUCGCAUAUCUUUAAUCUCAGCAGGCUCGCCAUCUCUCGAGGGCGCUUCUUGUGUGUGGCAACGUGUUCAGGAACUAGAUGCCAACGUUGAAGUCCGCUAGCCUCUAGUUGUGUUAUUCCUCCCUUGAAGGGGUGCACGCUGCAAUGUUUUGCGCAAUGGUCCAUAGUUUGGGUUGCAUGUUCCACAAUCGCACGCCUGUGACGUGCCUUUAAUCUUCCCAUUCAUGAAGGAGACGCACGCAUAGAUCUGUCGAUGUUGUGAUGUGCUUGAUGGUCAAACCGGUAUCUGCGAGGAAUGUCAAAGCCAGUAGGUUGCGAUGUUCGGGUCUCGACUGAGGUGUUUAUUCUGGACGUCUGCGUUGUUCCACUCUGUUCGCUCGCAUUUUCCCCAGAUCUGGGCGAGAUUCUAGGAUGGUGACGGCAGCGCCAUCCUGGGAAAGAGAAAGAGAGCGGAGACGGCGGCGAGCGUCUCUCUCUUCCUCUGCCGCCGCUACCAUGUCCAUUCAAGACUCGGGCCAAGUGAGCGACUUUUCCAGCGACGAGAAGGCGGCGAUUCGUACGAUAUGGAAGAACGUUUACGAAAAGUACGAGGACGCAGGCGUUGCCAUUCUCUCGAGGCUGUUUGUGAGUCACCCGGGCGUCAAGGAGUUCUUCCCCAAGUUCCGCGAGCUGCGCACGACGGAGAGCAUGAGGAAGUCCCCGGCGCUGCGCUGGCACGGCGAGAGGAUCAUCAACGCCAUCAACGACGCCGUCGAGGAGCUGGACGUACCGGCCAUGCAGAGGCUGCGCCUGAGGCAGCUGAGCCAGAGGCACGCCACGGAGUUCAACGUAGAGCCGCAGUUCUUUAAGGAGGACCUCAAUCGCAGGGGCCCAACGAGGCGAUGCACAGCGGUGCACGCGGGGACUUCCACGACUGCGCUUUGCUGAGGCAGACUUUUUUAAUUGUCAGCCCUGGUGACUCUGCCGUGCUGAUGAGUCCCAACGAGAAUGAAACCGGUCCACAGUUGACUCUCUCUGCAUCGCUGCUGCUGCUGCUGUCGGUCGAUCACAUUUGCUGAAAUGUAUUUAUAUAUAAAAUGUACAACGUUGUGGGAUGCAAUUAGCACGAAUGCCGCUAUGUGGAAUGAAAUCACUGCAUUCUUGUUAUUUUUGUGCACUUCUUGAGGAAAAUGCUGAUGGAUUUGGCAUAAUGUAGAGAGAGUAGCUGUGCGAUAUAUGUUCAUGUAUGUAUGUUCACGCGUGUCUGUGUUGAUUGAUUGAGGCCAGGCCUUAGGGCCGGGCUAUCAGGGCAGUCGCCAAUCGUUUUACGAGCACAGUACCCAGCACCCUUUCAUUCACGCACUCACGUUUACUGGUGCGUCUUAACGAGUCCGUAUGCAAUGUGGCACAAACACAAAGAUCCCCCGUGCAGACUUAGCAGAGAUGUUGGGGCAAGUGCUGUUAGCGA
Petromyzon marinus (sea lamprey) is the source of this 1719-nucleotide messenger RNA. The record is from RefSeq and is a predicted model, not a curated record. Lineage: Eukaryota; Metazoa; Chordata; Hyperoartia; Petromyzontiformes; Petromyzontidae.